ACAGAGGAAGAAGAAGUGGAGAAGAAGAAAGAAGCUGGUGGUAAGUCGCGCUGCGCGCAUGCCCCUUCCCACCUGCUCACUUACCCCCCAGGACCCCUCCCCACCCACCAACCGCUUCCUCCUCCACAAGCCCCAACCUCGAUUUUCUUGCUCCGGUUUCUCCCUCCUUGUCUUGGGUGUCCAAGAAAGAUCUGAUAAAAAGCAGAGACACCCAUCUCUCUCUCUCUCUCUCUCUCUCUCUCUCUCUCUCUCUCGGUCUCCUUCCCAGUUCUCGCGGGUGCUAUGGCGCGGUGCGCCAGGUGUUGCAUUCGCAGCUCCAUGAGAGCGAUGAACGUGAUCGUGAACCUCUGCGGGGUGGCCAUGAUCAUAUACUCCCUCUGGCUUGAGAAGAUGUGGGACGACGGUGUUGCUCUGCUUCCCUCUGUCGCCAAUCUCCCUCGACCAUGGUUUAUAUACACAUGUUUAGGCGUCGGUAUCGCUGUCUGCUUGAGCAUGGUCUUCGGCCACGCGGUUGCUAAUUGCAUCGGCAAUUCUUCUUUGUGCAUUUACAUCAUCACUUUGUUAUCCCUACUUUUUCUUGAAGCGACAGUUCUGGUCUUGAUAUUCUUCAAGAUGAAUUGGGAAAAGCUAAUUUCGGAGUAUAUUGAUAAGCACAACGAGAAGUUCAAGACUUUUGUGGUCUUCCACUUAAAAAUGUGUCGCCUGAUUGUAAUCCUGAUUUUGAUGCUACAGAUCAUUGUCAUCGUGUUUGCGGUAAUCCUCUGGGCCGUUGGUACCGGACCAAGGACCGAUCAGACACCGGAUGUCAGGAGUUUGAGACAAUCCUUUCUGGUCUGGCCCAGCUCACCGGCGCUCGUGGAGAAUUCGGAAAAUUGCAGAAGAUGCGGAGAAUUGAACAGUAGGAAUCCGCUCCGAAACUUGGUGUCAUAUCUUAAAGGUGUAAUCAUGACGAGAUUUCACCGGACACCAACGAAUGAUGAUUGAUUCUUUCGUCUCUAGAUGAACCGAUCAAUUUGCAGCAAGCUCAUCCUCCACAGUUUCAGAAGCAGUACUAGAGGUGGUGGAAGGUGUAUGUGCAUCAAAACCCAGAUGAGGAGAAACUCUGGAAGUCAGUCUGGCCGUGAUCACGGCACAAAAUAGAGGCCAUCGUGAGCUAUCCUUCUCACUCAUGUUUCGGCAUCGAAGAAAUGGGGUUCUUGCAAGCUGCAGACUUAUCGGCUCGGCACAUCGACUCGGAACGCAACUUCCCUGUCUCUCUUUCUAAUUCUCGAAAUGUAAUACAUCGUCCCGAUCGUUCGCGUCAUCGGCGGUUGCCGGAGCCGCCCUAAAAGGUGGAGCUACAGUGGGGGGGAGAGUUUCCUAGUUCUCGUGAGACAUCCUUCCUUUUGAGCACGGGAAUCAGUAGUACCAGGAAAAUGAGAGUUUGGGUUUGCCUCUUCUGAUCCGACGCACGCUCCAAGGUACAUACAGACAGUUCCUGCCGAAAACGAGGGAAGUGGACAAUGGUCGCAUUGUCGAAAUUCAUGUCGACAUGAGAUCGGGAUGGAAGAUUGCUUCUAACGUAGGGGCCCAAAAACAGCCAAGGCCCAAGAGCUAGAGCGAGGGGGGUGGUGGUGCCCUCCUCCUACACGUCCAAUCGCUUCAUCUUGAUUCUUGUGCCAAGUUUCGCAUUUAUUAAGGUUUAUCUCGUGGAUGUGGUUCCCUAUGUCAUAUACAUUCUUAACAUAUGUAUAUGUAUGUAUAUAUAUACAUACAUACAUACGUAUAUAUCUCCUGUCAUAUGUAAGUACACGUAGGUCCAUACGUAAACAUACGUGCCCGUCAUCGAAGCUACCCGAAGUCCCACCGGUGUGCGAGAAUUUAUAGCCUCAAUGGCUCGUGAGAAUGUUCAGGUCUAUUUUCAAACUGUUGAAACACUAGCGAAACGACAAUUCCAGCGU
This is a messenger RNA of Syzygium oleosum, 1940 nucleotides long. Its product is annotated as tetraspanin-19-like. The transcript is spliced from 5 exons. The record is from RefSeq and is a predicted model, not a curated record. Bases 283 to 984 code for a protein of 233 amino acids. NCBI's taxonomy places the organism in Eukaryota, Viridiplantae, Streptophyta, Magnoliopsida, Myrtales, Myrtaceae.